AAAAAAAUAAAAAAAAGAGAAAGUUGUAAAAGAAAAGAUAGUAUAGAUUGUAUCGACGCCGGUUCUCGUCUGCGUCUCUCCAGCAAUUCCAUGGCUUCGUAUCAUCCCAUCUUUCUUCCUCUAUUCAUACUGCUUUCUGCUUCCGUACUUGGGAUCUCUAACGGGAGUGUGGAGGGCUAUAGUAUAAACGGUAAAGUUAGAUUUCCAGGCGUCAGUCCGGCAGGAAUUGGUCUCCCCGCAAAGAUAUCCAAUGUCAAAGUGAUACUUAACGGAGGCCAACAAGUUACCUUCCUGAGGCCAGAUGGCUAUUUUUCAUUCCAUAAUGUACCAGCAGGAACGCAUCUUAUUGAAGUGGCAGCCAUAGGCUUUUUCUUUUCUCCGGUCCGGGUUGAUGUGAGUGCCAGAAAUCCUGGUAAGGUCCAGGCUGCUCUUACAGAGAAUAGGAGGGUAUUGAGCGAGCUGGUGUUGGAGCCUUUGAGAGAGGAACAGUAUUAUGAGAUAAGAGAACCCUUCUCUGUAAUGUCCAUCGUGAAAAGUCCAAUGGGGCUGAUGAUUGGGUUCAUGGUGAUUGUGAUGUUUUUGAUGCCAAAACUAGUGGAUCCCGAAGAAUUGAAACGGGCUCAAGAGGAAAUGGGAAACCAAGGUGUGCCGUCCCUCGCCAAUUUUCUAGCUGGAGCACAGAGGACAAAUUAAAUAUAUUUGGUCCAAGGAAAGAGAUGCUGAAGAUCAAUUUGUUAUGUUGAGAUUUUGUGUUUCUCCUGCAAGAAAUGUUAACAGCAAUUGGAUUAUUCGAUUCCCUUCCUGCAGGUUUCCUUUAGCACAAGUUUCUCUGUAUCUCAUCUUCCACAGUUGAUUUUGUUAACCAACUUACAUAUUGGAUACUUCAUUUAUAUGAUUAAGAAAGGCUAGUCCAGAGUUGAUUCACUCAGACUGAAUUUGUUUUGUUUCUAUUUAGCCCCCGUGGUAGAUGAAAAGGAUAAUGUAUUUUACAAGGACUAUGUUUUAGUUGUUAUAUUAUACUGUCUGGAUACGA
Messenger RNA from Andrographis paniculata, 1033 nucleotides. Its product is annotated as ER membrane protein complex subunit 7 homolog. Gene Ontology annotation, molecular function: carbohydrate binding. The coding region runs from base 91 to 693 and encodes 200 amino acids. The record is from RefSeq and is a predicted model, not a curated record. NCBI's taxonomy places the organism in Eukaryota, Viridiplantae, Streptophyta, Magnoliopsida, Lamiales, Acanthaceae. Gene Ontology annotation, cellular component: EMC complex. The transcript has 7 exons.